Messenger RNA from Lingula anatina, 1214 nucleotides. RefSeq names its product intersectin-1. Lineage: Eukaryota; Metazoa; Brachiopoda; Lingulata; Lingulida; Lingulidae. The record is from RefSeq and is a predicted model, not a curated record. Gene Ontology annotation, biological process: positive regulation of Rho protein signal transduction. Gene Ontology annotation, molecular function: guanyl-nucleotide exchange factor activity; protein binding; calcium ion binding.
AUGUGUUUUCUGUGAAUGGUUUCAGGGACCAGCGACCCAGUUGUCCUGGCUAACACAUCAGAGACAGAGAUCCAGCGACAGAACUGCAUCCAGGAACUACUGUGCACUGAGGAGAGCUACAAUGCUGACAUGUCCAUAGUUUUAGAUGUGUUUUACAGGCCUUUAGCAGAGGCCAAAGUUCUCACUUUAGCAGAAUUAGACUCCAUAUUUGUGAAUUGGAAAGAAUUGAUUGUGUGCAAUACUAAGUUAAAUAAGUCUAUGAGAGUUCGAAAGAAAAUGAGUGGAAGUGCACCAAUUCAUAUUAUAGGAGAUAUAUUGUGUGAAAAUCUCCCACAUUUAACCCCUUACAUUAGAUUCUGCAGUAGACAACUCACAGCAGCUACUCUGAUUCAAAAGAAGACAGAAAACAGUCCUCAAUUUAAAGAAGUAGCUAAGAAAUGUUCCACUGAUCAUCGAACUAAAGGCAUGCCUCUCAGUAGUUUUCUGCUCAAACCCAUGCAAAGGAUCACCAAGUAUCCACUCAUGAUCGAGAAGAUCCUGAAGUACACUCCAGAGGAGCACCCAGACUACCAGUACUGUCUGGAUGCCCUGCAGGCUGCCAAGGAGCUGUGCGACCAGGUCAAUGAAGGCGUCCGGGAACAGGAGAACUCCAGCAAACUUGAGUGGAUACAAAACCAUGUGCAAUGUGAAGGACUACCAGAGAAAAUAACUUUCAAUUCAGUCACCAACUGCUUGGGACCACGUAAACUUCUUUAUUCAGGAACUAUAUACAAGGCCAAAAGCAAUAAAGAGCUGGUUGGGUUUCUUUUCAAUGAUUUCUUAUUAUUGGUACAACCCCAGCGCCCUCUGGGAAGUGUUGUGUCAACAUUUAGCUUUGACCCAGAGACCAAAGUGCAUUACAAGAUGUACAAAACUCCUAUAUUCCUGAAUGAAGUGGCAGUGAAGGCUCCCCAAGGUGCUGAGGAGGACCCUACAGUAUUUCAGCUCAGUCAUAUAGACCGGUGGUACAGUUUUAAAAGUCUAACACAGCUGGAGAGGGACAGCUGGGUGAAAAAGAUAGCAGCAGCUUCCAAAGAAUACCUUGAAACAGACCGAAGGAAAAGGGAGAGGGCUUACUCAUCUCGUCAAAUGCGUACAACAGGUGUCGGGAGGCUAUUAUUUGUUGUCUUGGAGGGUGCCAAUCUCAUGGCUUGUAAGGAGGGUAAGGAGACAGG